Messenger RNA from Siniperca chuatsi (mandarin fish), 2498 nucleotides. It is a transcript of the gene arf2b, whose product is annotated as ADP-ribosylation factor 2b. The record is from RefSeq and is a predicted model, not a curated record. Gene Ontology annotation, molecular function: GTP binding; GTPase activity. Bases 169 to 714 code for a protein of 181 amino acids. Lineage: Eukaryota; Metazoa; Chordata; Actinopteri; Centrarchiformes; Sinipercidae. Gene Ontology annotation, biological process: intracellular protein transport; vesicle-mediated transport. The transcript has 5 exons. Gene Ontology annotation, cellular component: plasma membrane; cytoplasm.
UGAACUGACUGUUGCGCUGUACGACCGACUCGUUUUCUUUGGUGUUUAACGUGAAGUCACGGUGUUCUCGCUUCACUGUGACGCGGCAUUUAGCUAACGGCUGCUACGUUAGCCAGCUAAAGCAGUUCCUGUCACGGACCGAUCAAAGAGCUGUCACUCUUCGUCACCAUGGGGAAUGUAUUUGCAAGCUUAUUCAAGGGCCUGUUUGGCAAAAAAGAAAUGAGGAUUCUUAUGGUCGGGCUCGAUGCUGCUGGAAAAACAACCAUCUUAUAUAAACUGAAACUUGGAGAGAUAGUCACCACCAUUCCCACCAUUGGUUUUAAUGUUGAAACUGUAGAAUACAAGAACAUCAGCUUCACAGUGUGGGACGUGGGCGGUCAGGACAAAAUCAGGCCGCUGUGGCGCCACUACUUCCAGAACACUCAAGGGCUUAUCUUUGUGGUGGACAGCAAUGACAGGGAGAGAGUGAACGAGGCGAGGGAGGAGUUGUCCAGGAUGCUCGCUGAGGACGAACUCAGAGACGCUGUGCUGCUCGUUUUUGCAAAUAAACAGGAUCUCCCCAACGCUAUGAAUGCUGCAGAGAUCACAGACAAGCUGGGCUUGCACGCCCUCCGUCAGCGCAGCUGGUACAUCCAGGCCACCUGCGCCACCAGCGGGGAUGGCUUGUAUGAGGGCCUGGACUGGCUCUCCAACCAGCUGAAGAACCAGAAAUGAUCCAUUCCACCAGUUUUGAUUUUUGUUUGUUGUUUAUUUUUUCUGUUUCAACACAGCGGCAGCACCGGAUCCAGGCCCCUUCGCUCCCAUCUAACCCAGUUUUCAAACCCCCCCCCAGCUCUUUCUUUCGAGAACUUCCUUCUGCUUUCUCCCCUCGUCCCUCGUCAGUACUCUCGGGGCUCUAGCCUGUGCUGCUUGUGUGUGUGCGUGCGUGCGUGCGUGCGUGGGCGUGCAUGUGUGGGCGUGCAUGUGUGUGUGUUCAGUGAGUGAGUGUGUGUGUGUGUGGGCUGGGAUUGGGAUUGGGAGUAACCCUGGCGUGCCUUUUACACACCUCCUGUGGAAUCAGCAGUCUGGUUUUCAAGCCCCCUUUCUCCAUCCACCAAACUCAGCCUCUGCCCCACUCAGCCUACCCCCCCACUCCAAGUCUUGCACGGCCCCCUUCUCCCCACCCUGACUCUCCAGAGGAAGCAUGGUUUUCAUACGGCAAAGAAAGAGCAAGGGGGUGCGAGCUCCCCCCUGUAGUAUAUAUCUAUGUUAACUAGAAAUGUUCACCUGAUGUAGACUGAAUGCUAAAUGUUAAUUUUAACCUCUUCUUGAUUUUGAAACCUCAAACCCACCAGUAAGAGAUUCAGUAAAUUGCAUCUUAACCUGUAUCAGGUCGAAGCAAAUCAAAAAUGGAAAAAGGACAAAAAAAAAAAACGCCCAUCCUCGAUCAUUCUGGUGUCAUUUGAAAAUCAUGCUGUUUGUUUUAUUAUUAUUAUUAUUAUUAUGAUUAUGAUUAUAUUGGAAUAUAACAGAUUAUUCUUAGCAAUGGUUCUCCAAUGAACACUACCUUCCCCCCCCACUAAGAGAGACCGCGAAGCACAAGGCAUGCCAACAAUCUUAAAAAAUUAAAUCUACUUUAAAAUUAGAAUCUGCGAGUAUAUGCAAGUCCUGUCUUUUCAAGUUGUUUGGAUUGAAUUGGGUUUUUUUUUUUUUUUUUUUUUUUUCGAGAGAUGACCUUCAGUACAAUUAAUCAUGCUGUGGAAGUGUUCCUGCUUCACGUGGGUGGAAAAACAAAGUGUUGGGCAUUUCGCAGACUUCAGCCGGUAAACUGAGACAGAUGUCCUGAAACAUUCACGAGCUUCACAUGUUGUUCCUUUAAGAGAUGUUACAUGUGUAGUUGUUUUUUUUUUUUUUUUUUUUUUUUUUCUGUAACUAGUUUUAGCAUUUCUAUUUGUACUUUGACUGCUGAACCAAAUGCAUUUGAGCAGUAUGACAAAUCCUGUAUAUGAAAGUAGUGUCUCCUCGAGGGCCUGAACUGCAUAUGACUUUUACUGAAGAGGUUUUUUUUUUCUCACCAACGGUUGGCAGUUUUACUUUUUUGAAAUCUGAAAGCAUCCAGCUGUCUAAUUUUCCUGGUUGGGAUGAAGGAUUGGCACCAAAAAAAUGAAGGCUCUUUAACUGUGAACGGUCCAGACAUGAAGAAAGGAAACCUAGUUCGAAUGUCUGGGUGUUUACAGGCUACUACACAUUAUAGCGCUGCAUACUUCAUGACUGAAAAGACCAACACAAGCACUCUCUGUCAGUAGCUCGUCGGUGAGCUGGAAGGACUCGGUGGUAGACCUGUUGAGGGGAAUGGGUGUGCAGUUAACUGGUCGUGAGAUUCAGCAGGCGUCCUCGGUGUCGAACCAUGGGGGUUAAGCUGGCACUUCUGUCAAGAAUGAUUGUAAAUCUGUAAGUUCCCCUGUAAACUGUUUCCGUGGGGAUUUCCUGAACACAUUAAUAAACAUGAUUUGAUCCAA